Molecule: messenger RNA, 5494 nt
Organism: Pan troglodytes (chimpanzee)
Lineage: Eukaryota; Metazoa; Chordata; Mammalia; Primates; Hominidae
Product: polycystin-1-like protein 3
Exons: 2
Coding region: 1-1077 (358 amino acids)
Source: RefSeq, a predicted model, not a curated record
AUGGGCCUCACGGGCCCGCCCAGCACCCUGAGACCACACUGUUGCCUCCCAGUGACCCUGCUGGGACACCAGGACAAGGAAGACAGUUUCGCCUCUCGAAAGCCGCGGCUGCGCCUAGGCUGGAGCUGGAAGGGUCUGCAGGGACCAGCCCAUGACAGCCCAGGGCUCCAGGUCUGCGGGGACCAGCCCGUCACAGCCCAGGGCUCCAGGCCUGCGGGGACCAGCCCGUCACGGCCCCAGUUCUCCAGGCCUGCGGGGACCAGCCCGUCAGGCUCAGUGCUCCAGGCCUGCGGGGACCAGCCCGUCAUGACCCCAGUGCUCCACGUCUGUGGGGACCAGCCCGUCAGCCUGUGCUCCAGGCCUGCAGGGACCAGCUCAUCAGCCUCAGUGCUCCAGGCCUGCGGGGACCAGCCCUUCACAGCCCCAGUGCUCCAGGCCUGCGGGGACCAGCCCGUCACGACCCAGUGCUCCAGGCCUGCGGGGACCAGCCCGUCAGCCUGUGCUCCAGGCCUGCGGGGACCAGCUCAUCAGCCUCAGUGCUCCAGGCCUGCGGGGACCAGCCCUUCACAGCCCCAGUGCUCCAGGCCUGCGGGGACCAGCCCGUCACGACCCAGUGCUCCAGGCCUGCUGGGACCAGCCCGUCAUGACCCCAGUGCUUCAGGUCUGUGGGGACCAGCCUGUCACGGCGCAGGGUUCCAGGCUUGGGGGGACCAGCCUGUCACAGCACCAGUGCUCCAGGCCUGCGGGGACCAGCCCGUCAUGACCCCAGUGCUCCAGGUCUGUGGGGACCAGCCCGUCAGCCUGUGCUCCAGGCCUGCGGGGACCAGCUCAUCAGCCUCAGUGCUCCAGGCCUGCGGGGACCAGCCCUUCACAGCCCCAGUGCUCCAGGCCUGCGGGGACCAGCCCGUCAUGACCUCAGUGCUCCAGGUCUGUGGGGACCAGCCCGUCACGGCGCAGGGUUCCAGGCUUGGGGGGACCAGCCUGUCACAGCACCAGUGCUCCAGGCCUGUGGGGACCAGCCUGUCACGGCCCAGGGCUCCAGGCCUGCAGGAGCUGCGCUUGGGAUUGGGGGAAUGAACCCAGGUGGGGAAAUGGUCAAAGAGCGAUGGGCCCAGAAAAGGGUCAGACCCAGAUGGAGAUGCUACUGGCUGCUAGCAGACCCCCACGCUGGGUCUAGCCCACCCAAUCCCAUGGGGAUGCUCCUGUGCUCUGCAGACAUCUGGGUGCUGCCACAGGGGCCCGACAGAGUUGGCAUCUGGGUGGAUCUGAGCCAAGUGGUGCUUCUGGGCCUCAGCAAGUAGCUGGUGCCGAUUCUGGGCAGCCAACUGUGGCAGCGUCUUCAGGUGCGAGUGCUGCUGGGUGAAGCUGCGUGGGCAGUCCAGAAAGUGACGUGACAGUCCACAGGGACCGACGUAGGGUUUCCAGCCCCUAUCUGUGCAGAUGCUGUCCUCCAAACCAUCACGGUCCCUCUCUGGCUGGGGACGUGUGCCUGCCACUGCUGGCUUGCCAGCAUGAUCAUUGGUUGUGACCUGUUGAGCCCAUCUUGCCAGCCUCACAAAGGACAGUACCAGCUGCUUAUGACAGGAAAGUGGAAGAACUUGGCCUGGAUAUUUCUGGAGAAUUACCGUGUGUGCUAGUCAGUCUUUCGUGUCAACCAGGCCAGGCUGUGGGGCCCAGUGAUCUCAUCGCGACGGGCCGAGGUGUUGCUGUGAUCGUGUGCUGCUGGAAUGUGGUGAACACCUACAGUCCAUUUCACCUAAAGAUCAUCCUUGAGAAUGUGGGUGGGCCUCAUCCUAUCAGCUGAAAGCUUUAAGAGCAAAACCCGAGGUGUCCCAGAGAGGGAAUUCUGCCUUGAGACGGCGGCUUCCACUCCCACUGGAUGUCCAGCCCGCGGCCCCACGGCUGGGUGAGCCCGUCCUCUCCUCGUUUCUGCCUCCUGUUUGUUCUGUCUCUGGACCCACGGUGUGGCCCCAGACCCUCCAGUGAGGACCUCCCGUGUUUCUUCAGAGCAGCCCUUGCGUGCUGGAGGCCUGGGCUUCAGUGUGUCCCUGGGUGCCCUGGGGCAUGUUCUGUGACCUCCCAGCUCCUCGCCUCAUGGGGCCGCUGUAUCAAGUGACACAGUUUGUGUGCUGCGUACCAUGCCUGGCACCCAUUUGAGGUGUUGCAAGGAGGCCAUGUUUGCUCGAUGAGAGCAGCCUAAGAUCUACAAACUGUUGUUCGAGUGGAUGGGAACUUGAUGCUAUUUCAGGCUGAAUGACAAGACUCCGCGAUGCUUCUCGGCCUGGGCUGCACAACGGAAUCUACCAGGGAGGUUUUAAAAACACUGGUACUUGCUGGAGGUGGUGGCGCCUGUCUGUAAUUGCAGCUGCUCCAGAGGCUGAGGCGGAGGAUUGCUUGAGCCCAAGAGUUUCGGUUUAUUUGCUUUUUCAGAGUCUUGCUCUAGCCCAGGCUGGAGUGCAGUUCCAUGAUCUCGGCUCACUGCCUCAGCCUCCCAAGUAGCUGGGAUUACAGGUGCAUACAACCAGGCCUGGCUGAUCUUCGUAUUUUUAGUAGAGAUGGGGUUUCACCAUGAUGGUCAGGCUGGUGAAGAUCUCCUGACCUCAAGUGAUCUGCCUGCCUCGGCCUCCCAAAGUGCUGGGAUUACAGACAUGAACCACAACACCUGCCGAGCCCAGGUGUUUUGAAUCCAGCAUGGGCAACGGCAAGACCCUGUCCCAGCAAACAAAAAAACACUGGUGCCUGAGGCCCACCCCGAGAGAUUCUGAUUGAGUUGAUUUGGAUGUGAAUUAUCUUUAAAAUUUUGGAUGUGAAUUUUUUUUUUUUUCUUGGAAUGGAGUUUCACUCUUGUUCCCCAGGCUGGAGUGCAACGGGACGAUCUUGGCUCACCGCAACCUCUGCCUACUGGGUUCAAGCCAUUCUCCUGCCUCAGCUUCCCAAGUAGCUGGGAUUACAGGCAUGUGCUACCAUGCCCAGCUAAUUUUGUAUUUUUAGUAGAGACAGGGUUUCUCCAUGUUGCUCAGGCUGGUCUUGAACUCCUGACCUCAGGUGAUCCGCCCGCCUCGGACUCCCAAAGUGCUGGGAUUACAGGCAUGAGCCACCAUGCCUGGCCGGAUGUGAAUUAUCUUAAAAAUUUUCAGGUAAUUCUAAUGGGCCAAGGUUGAGAACCCCUGCUCUGGGCCCAUCCGAGCACCAGGCUGUCACAAACGCAUGCAUGCACUCACGCCCGUGGGCUUGGGGGGCUUCGGAAAUGUGCUUCUGCUUUUUUGAGAUGGGGUCUUUCUGUUGCCCAUCCCGGAGCACAGUGGCACGAUCACAGCUCACUGCAGCCUCGAUCUCCUGGGCUCAGGUGAUCCUCCCGCCUCAGCCUCCCGAGUGUCUGCUUCUGGUUUUCAUGAUGACCUGGGGCCCAGGCAUACUACACUUGUGCUGUUCAGGGGCCAGUCCUGCACCAGGAGCCCAUCAGCCACAGCUCCGCCGAGAAGCACUGAUAUGCAGAGCUAAGCAGCUUUGUUUCCACGUGGAUCCUGCGUAGGUUUUCUUGGUCCAUCCAUAGACACCGCACUCCUGCAGAGGAUCUUCUUGGGAUGCCCCACUGUCUCUGUUUUCCCGCUUCACUGAACACUCAGUCGGGGCUCGCCAUGAUGCCUGUGUCUGCUGGCUUCUCCCCCAUUGGAACAGCCUUCUUGGCACGCCACACUGCUAGCUGCUGGGCACUGUGCUUUCUGCCUUUACCGUUCUGCCGUGAUGUUGCCAAAAUAGCAACAACAACAACAACAAAGGCUGGGCACCGUGGCUCAUGCCUGUAUUCCCAGCAGUUCGAGAUCAGCCUGGGCAACAUGGUGAGACCCUAUCUCUACAAAAAUAAAAAAUGAAAUGAGCUGGGGGAGGGGGGUGGCGCAUGCAUGCCUGUGGUCCCAGCUGCUUGGGAGGCUGAGGUCGGAAGAUCGCUGGAGCUUAACCUUGAGGUCAAGGUUGCAGUGAGCCGAGAUUACAUCACUGCACUCCAGCGUGGGAGACAGAGACCCUGUAUUAACAAACAAAAACACAAACCACAAAGGGCAGGUCUGAACCUGUCAUUUAAAAAAAAAAAUUAAUAAACUUAAAAAAAAUAUAUAUCCACAGAUGCAGGUGAAGAACCUGUUGUCUUCCUCAAGCCUCUUUUUCACCCAUGGGUGGAAAUGGUGCCCUGGACACCCAGGCCCACGAGGUCUUUGGGUGGGGUCCCUACACAGGGCUUUAGCUUACACUGUGCUGCCCUCCUGUCCCCCAAGUUCCCAGUCUGUCAAAAUCCAACCUGGUCUCCCAGGCCCAGGGCAAAUGCCACCUCCUCCAUGAAACCUGCCACAUCCUUUGCACACCCUUGGGCGCUGACCUUGUUCUCCCAGCACACAGGCACGGGUACAGUUUGCCCCUGUAGUAGUAACUCAGGCACAAAAUGAACUCUUGCUGAGGCUCGGCCGCACAGAGCUGAGGGUUGCCGCUUCCAGGUUCAAGUGCAUUUUGAGUUUCAUUCCCAGCUUCCUUCUUUUUCUGGUCUUUAAUUUCUUCUCCGGAUUAGGUCCCACUCAAUGCUUUCCUUCUCAAUUUCCAAAAGAGUAUGGUCAGAGCCAGCAGCACACCGCCUUCCCCAUGGGUGGGGGGGGCAGCCUGUGGCGGGGGUGCGGGUCCCAUCUUUUCGAAGGAAUUGACCCACAGUGGGCGGGUCCACCUCUGACCUUGCCCCAGGGAGUGCAGACAGAAAAAAGAUCCUUGCUUAGUUUGAGGGGCCGCUGGGGUGCUCGGUUUGUCUUCAGAGGCCUGUCUGUAACACCAAUGCCAACCCGGUGGCACUGACUGGUCACCCUGAAGGCCACGGCCAGUGUCCUAGGAAGGGACUCAAUUUCUAGCUGUGCCACCUGAGAUUCUGGGGUUAGGCUGGUUCUGCUUCUGAAGUUCCACUGUGCUCAAAGUGCUUGAUGAAAGUUAGCGAAGGUGAUUUUACAAAAAUAGAUGCAUAAAAUGUCUAGGAAACACAAAAAAUCCUUAUUACUCUUCUCUCCAAAUAUUUUUUAAGCCCCAACUGGACCCUAGGCAAAAGUGAGUGGCACUCCUCUGCCAGGACUCCAGGCGAGCCCCGGCAUCUUCUUGCUGCCGUCCCAGACAACAGAAGUUACCAGAUGAACAGACUUGGAUGGGCCACGGGGGUGGAGAGCUGGAAAGCUUGGCUGUGCCUCUCGAUGAUGAUUAAGAUUUCAAUAUUUACAGCAAAACCACAAAGCAAAUGAUAGAAUAAAGCAAAACAAUGGAAAAUCUGAGUUCACUCGUGAGAGAGGUACGUAUGUGAGCUCUGAGGAAAUUACAGAGGGAACGCAUGCAGCGGGACAGCUCUCCCAAUCGCAGCGUGCAAAGUAGACAUCCAUAGUGUCUUUUGAAAAAUGAAAGACACAUUACUUUGAACAGCCAAGAAAAAAAAUUGCAAUUUAUUAAGAUUCAAUAAAGCGUUGUACUUUCGAAA